This is a messenger RNA of Sphenostylis stenocarpa, 588 nucleotides long. The record is from the annotation of a GenBank genome assembly. NCBI's taxonomy places the organism in Eukaryota, Viridiplantae, Streptophyta, Magnoliopsida, Fabales, Fabaceae.
AUGAAACCAAUGACGACGGCAACAACAGCAACCAUUGAUGUCUCUGCCGCUUGUUUCCGUGUCCCUCCUUCAUGUUCUCCUCGUUUCUCACCCAAUCCAUGCAACACCAGAUUUUCAGUUCUGAACUCGAUGAAUCCUCAAAGGGGACGGAUAAGCGUGAAUGUUCCACCCAAGUUUCCAAGCUUCCGGAGGGAAGUUGCACUGAAGGGGAAUUUGGAGGCUGUUGUUCCAACUUCUGUGCCUGUGCGUGUAGCAUACGAGCUUCUUCUGGCUGGUCAUCGAUAUUUGGAUGUGAGGACCCCGGAAGAGUUCGACGAAGGACACCCUCCUGGCGCAAUUAACAUACCUUACAUGCUCAGACAUGGAUCAGGGAUGACACAGAACAGCAACUUUAUUAGAGAGGUGUCUUCGCAUUUUAGGAAAGAUGAUGAAAUCAUUGUUGUGAGUGCAUAUCUUCUUAAAACUCUUGUUGAGUCAUUAAGACGUAUGUUAUUAUUAGGACUCCUGCUUAAUUCAGAUGUUGACUUGUGGUUUCACAGGGGUGUCAGCUUGGUAAAAGAUCUAUCGUGGCUGCAACUGAUUUGCUAG